UAAAAGAAAACAUUCCAAUGGCUCUAUCGUUGAUUUUUCAUGGUUUACUUGCUUUACAAACUGAAGUUUUAUUUUAUAAUUGCGUGUAAAUUUCCUAUUUUUCUUAAUUUAAAUAAGUUAUUCAAUGGCUUUUAUCUAUAACUAAAGCCUUGAAAGUGCAGUUUUGUGUGGAAAACGUAGCGAGAUUCGAAGUUAAAUUUUAAGCGUGGGAUCACUGAAGACAGCUGUACGUUGAAAAGUUAGUGGACCCGAAGAUAUGGAAGAACCACCUGCAAAAAAAGCGAAAGCUGCCGACCCUGUAUCAGAAAACAUAGAUAAUCUAAUAGAGAAUAUAAAGAAUUCUCCUAAUAAUCUACACGCUAUUUUAAAUUUAGAAAUACACGAUUCCAUACCAACAGAGAAAGUCUACGUUGGUCACAUAAAGAACUCGAAAGAUUUAUCAAUAACAAUAUUGACGUUAAACGAGAUAAUUCCCCUGAAACAACUUCAGCAUUUGAAAAGGGUACGUAAAAAAGAUGUAUUACUUUGUCCGACAAGUUAUCUAACUAACAACUCGUCUAUACAAGAAUUUCUCGAAGCCAAUGUGCCAUCCUUAAGACACGUCUUCGAAUACUUCAAAGAGAUAGAGGUGCCAGCGUUGCCGCCAAAAUUAAAAAGACAACACUUCGAAUUCAAUAAGGUUUGGUCAUGCAACUUCCAUCCGAACGAAUAUUUAGAGAAAAUGGCUGUCGACAAUUUUUUCAAUGAGGCCGAAUUGAAAAAUCAUAGAAUGUACAUGGCGAUAGCAUUUGACGUGGCAAAAUUCUAUUUGGAAAAAACGAACAAUGUCAAUUUAAUUAGUUCAUUAAAUCUUACAAACGUUACCGUCAUUGUGGAUCCUUCUAUUUCAUCGAUAGUGGAUAUCGCAUUCGAUAAUCGAGAGAAUCAUCCUCUUCAACAUUCGACUAUGCUGGCCAUAGACAAUGUUGCUAAAACGCAAAAUGGCGGCGCUUGGAAUGUAGACAACAAAAAUGGCAUAGACAAUAAAUUGUGGGGAAUAGACAAAGAAUUGCUCGAUGAUUUGCAGCAGAAACACGACGUUUGUAUCGGAGCGAGACAGGUUAGAGGUAAAAAUGAAUCGUGUGAUGACGGCGGGCCUUACCUAUGUACUGGUUACUAUGUCUACACGAUCAGAGAGCCGUGCAUUAUGUGCUCUAUGGCGCUAGUUCACGCUAGAGCGAAAAGAGUUUUCUUCUGUUUCGAGAACACGUCAUUUGGAGCUCUAAAGUGCAAAACACAGUUGCAGAAUGUACCAUUUUUAAAUCACCGAUUCGAAGUUUUCACUGGGUUUUUAUAGUGUCAAUAGAUAUUGGAGAAUUAGCAAAUACUUUUUUUAAUGGUAACCCUGCAUAGAUUGGAGGAAAGAGAGAAGUUGAAGUCUAAUGUUUUGUCUCAUUAUUUCAUAGUAAAUUCUUCAUGUGAUCUUCUCUCAGGUUAUGGAAUGAGCUCCCUGCCGAGGUUUUCCCAAGAGACUACAGCAUGGGGUUCUUCAAAACAGGGGUAAAGAGGUUUCUUCAGGGUCGGCAACGCGCGCGUAAUACCUCUGGUAUUGCAGGCGUUCAUAGGCUACGGUAACCGCUUACCAUCAGGUGGGCCACAUGCUUGUUUGCCACCUCAGUGGUAUAAAAAAAAGUGAAAGAAAGUGACAGAAUACUAAUUAUUUGCACAAGUGACUCCCUCUGGUUUUGCGUAGUGGAAAAUUGGACAAUUGACAGCUAAAACAGUAUCAAAAUCUGUCGCAUGGUUUAGAAGUAAGCGGGUAAACAGACACAUGUUGACUGCGACUUUGUUUUAUUUAGAGAUUAGGCUUCUUUUAUGAAUAAUAUAAUUUUUUUUAUACUACUAUGAUGGCAAACAAGCAUACGGCCCGUCUGAUGGUAAAUAGUAGGAGUGGGUAAUUUUUUUUUAUACAACUUAGAAUGGCAAACAAGCUGACGGCCCACCUGAUGGAAAGUGGUAACCGUCGCCUAUAGACAUGAGCAGUACCGUGGACAUAACAGAGUAUACUGUUUCGCCCAUGAUACUCCACAUGCGUUGCCAUUCCUGAGGACUUAGGUGUUAUUCCUCUGUACCCUGUAAAUUCACGCCAUAUCCCACCCUUCAAACCGAAACACAGCCAUGCAAACACAACUGCUUUACGGUUGAAACACGAAUGGGACAGUGUUACCCACCCCUACCACCUGUUAGCCUAGGACCGUCGAUAAUUCUCAUAGCACGUCUAUACACCAAUUAUUAUUGUAUUAAAGAGAAAUACAUUUCUGUAAAAUUAUGCUAUAUUUAAGUGAUGUUUGUGCAUCGAUCAUAUAUAUAAUAUGGAACAUU
This is a messenger RNA of Galleria mellonella (greater wax moth), 2361 nucleotides long. RefSeq names its product probable inactive tRNA-specific adenosine deaminase-like protein 3. The coding region runs from base 257 to 1336 and encodes 359 amino acids. Gene Ontology annotation, cellular component: nucleus; cytoplasm. The record is from RefSeq and is a predicted model, not a curated record. NCBI's taxonomy places the organism in Eukaryota, Metazoa, Arthropoda, Insecta, Lepidoptera, Pyralidae. Gene Ontology annotation, biological process: tRNA wobble adenosine to inosine editing. Gene Ontology annotation, molecular function: tRNA-specific adenosine-34 deaminase activity. The transcript is spliced from 2 exons.